AUGAUGAGGCUCUCGGAACCAAUACUAGACAUGGAAAUGGCUAACUACAGUGAAGUUUUAGAUCCAACAUAUACGGCCCUGGAGUUUGAAACUAUGCAGAUCCUCCACAUUCAGACAGAUUACAGUUCAGGAGACACUGUCAACAUGAAUGCCACUGACAAUGGGGUCAGUAGUCUCUGCGCAAUAUGUGGAGACCGAGCGACUGGAAAACAUUAUGGUGCUUCAAGCUGUGAUGGAUGCAAGGGAUUCUUUAGACGCAGUAUACGGAAAAAUCAUGUCUAUACAUGCAGAUUUAACCGGCAAUGUAUUGUGGACAAGGACAAAAGGAAUCAAUGCAGAUAUUGUCGUUUAAAAAAGUGUUUUAGAGCAGGAAUGAAAAAAGAAGCUGUACAAAAUGAACGGGACAGGAUAAGUACAAGAAGAAACAUUAUUGAUGGCUGCAGCACCUCCUCUAUUAGCACACUGUCACAAGCUGAGACACUGUCCCGUCAGAUCUCAAUCUCCAGUCCUGGUGCUAGCACUGACAUAAAUGUUAAGAAAAUUGCUGGUAUUAGUGAUGUCUGUGAAUCUAUGAAGCAACAACUUUUGGUCCUGGUGGAAUGGGCUAAAUAUAUUCCAGGCUUCUGUGAAUUACCACUGGAUGACCAGGUUGCCUUGCUAAGAGCACAUGCUGGGGAACACCUGUUGCUUGGCGCAGCAAAACGGUCCAUGGCGUAUAAGGACAUUUUACUUUUAGGCAACAAUUACAUAAUCCAUCGCAACAGUGCCGAAGUAGAGAUCAGCCGAGUGGCAAAUCGGAUUCUAGAUGAAUUAGUCCGACCGUUCCAGGAAAUUCAAAUAGAUGACAAUGAGUAUGCUUGCCUGAAAGCGAUCGUGUUUUUUGAUCCAGAUGCAAAAGGCCUGAGUAAUCCAAUGAAGAUUAAGAACAUGAGGUUCCAAGUCCAAAUCAAUUUAGAGGAUUAUAUUAAUGACCGUCAGUAUGACUCCCGAGGAAGAUUUGGAGAACUUCUGCUUCUACUGCCUACACUCCAGAGCAUCACUUGGCAAAUGAUUGAGCAAAUACAACUGGUUAAACUCUUUGGAAUUGUUAAAAUCGACAGUUUGCUUCAAGAAAUGUUACUGGGAGGUACUUCUAAUGAUGCCAGUCAUCUACAUCAUCCAAUACAUCCUCACUUAUCCCAAGAUCCAUUAACGGGCCAAACUAUCCUUAUAAGUUCCAUGUCUGCUCCUGUGCAUACGGAACAGAUUUCAACUCCAGAAACUCCAUUACCUUCCCCUCCUCAAGGGUCUGGGCAAGAAUAUAAAAUGUCUGCAAAUCAGGCUUCAGUCAUUGCACCACAGUCAAUUUUGAAACAAAAACCAUUGUGA
Melopsittacus undulatus (budgerigar) is the source of this 1368-nucleotide messenger RNA. It is a transcript of the gene HNF4G, whose product is annotated as hepatocyte nuclear factor 4 gamma. Gene Ontology annotation, biological process: anatomical structure development; cell differentiation; positive regulation of transcription by RNA polymerase II. Gene Ontology annotation, molecular function: zinc ion binding; nuclear receptor activity; RNA polymerase II cis-regulatory region sequence-specific DNA binding. The record is from RefSeq and is a predicted model, not a curated record. NCBI's taxonomy places the organism in Eukaryota, Metazoa, Chordata, Aves, Psittaciformes, Psittaculidae. Bases 1 to 1368 code for a protein of 455 amino acids. The transcript has 11 exons.